Molecule: messenger RNA, 753 nt
Organism: Plasmodium cynomolgi strain B
Lineage: Eukaryota; Apicomplexa; Aconoidasida; Haemosporida; Plasmodiidae
Exons: 2
Coding region: 1-753 (250 amino acids)
Source: RefSeq, a predicted model, not a curated record
AUGAUAUUGGAAAUGAAUAUGAUUCAUUUCCUGAAGAAAAUUUUUAAGGAACGAACAAAAUAUAAUGUUUCCAUUACUAUGGAUUGCUCGAGACUAAAAAAGUAUUUAAUAAAACUCGAUAAUGAGAAAGGUUGUAAAAACAAAAAUUGUUGUAAAUACAUAAACUACGUAUUAAAUAAAAUGGUACACACAUAUUAUGAUUCAAAUAGUUCUAUUUUUUAUAUUUAUAAUACUUAUAUGAACCAUAAGAAUAAUAAUAAGGAGAUAAUGAAUUUAUGUUUAAAGGAAAUAAAUUACAUGAUUCCGGAGAAAUAUAAAAAAAUUAAUUUGCUAUAUAAUGCAUACGAGAAAUGUCAGCCUUAUGCUUCUAAGGAGUAUACUAAUCUUAAGGAUUUUCUUGAAAAGAAUGAACCACCCCUAACAAGUGACUGCUAUCCGAUAUUUUCGGUUUCACUUUUUUACCCUUAUUAUUGCAAUGAACUACUCAAGAAAAAAGAAAAGGAUAAUUCAUAUAUAGAUCACCCCAAUACUGAAUUAGUAUUACUUCGAGCAGUGGUACCCGGACUGGAAAAAAGAAACUCUGCAGUAGGAGAACCAGAAGACGGAACUGACACGGAAGAAAGAGCUACCUCCGUAGGAACCAUUAUAGGUACUUCUUUAGGAAUUGUUUUACCUCUAAUAGUAAUAUAUAGGGUAAGAAAAACUUAUUUUAAAAAUAAAAUAAUUCUGUAUGAAUAUUUAUAUUACGUGUGA